AUGCCGACGACGGUUCCACCGGAACCGAUUGAUUAUUUAAACUGUAAUCGCUGUCCUUCCAGUCGGAGCGAAGCUCUUCCGGAUGGACAAUCAGUACUGAACGUGCAGCUGGUCGUGAAAAAGUACGUGGAACGGGGCAGUGCCGUGGCGCUGUACUGCGAGAACGAUGCGGCACCAAAUAUCCUGUACAAGGUAACGUUCCUGAAGGGAGGCAGCAAAAUAUUCGAAUACAUCAAGGGUCGGAAUCCACCGUACCGGAACUUUUCGAUUCCCGGCGCCGAGAUAGAUUGGAAAAAGGUGACUCCCUCCACGCUGACGUUGAAGAACGUUGACUACGAAGCUUCCGGUUCCUAUUACUGCGAGGUGUCGACCGACACUCCCAUCUACACCAAGGCAUCCAACGACGAACCGCUGCACGUCAUGCUUCCCCAGAAAGGUCCACCGACGAUAGAGUUCGCCAAAAAGCAACUGUACUACGGCGAUAUGCUGGUGGCUAACUGUACCACGUCCCGGGCACGGCCGGCUCCGCACAUCACCUGGCUAAUUAAUGGAAAACAGGUGGAUGACGCACACGUCCGGCAGCUUCAUCACAGCUCCAAGAACAGCCACCGGACGAAGCAACAGCAGACGCUACCGUCCUCGGGCAGUGCUUCCCAGUCGGUGUACCACGGAAAAGUAAUAGUCGGUUCGCCGGCCAGCGCCGGCGCCAGUGGGUCCGCAACCGGAGGCUCUGGGACCGGGAAUAGCCUGAAGGAUCUCAAGCUGAAGGCAAAAGGUGUUGAAGCUAAAGCAUCGCUGGCCGGUAUAAACGGGUUCAACGGUUACGGCCAACCGUCCGGUAAAGCCACGAACGUCGGCUACAAUGGGGGUGGAGGUGGUGGUGGUGGUUUUCAGAUUCAGCCCAACACAGGCUACAACAAUUUCGACGCGGGCUAUAAUUUCGGCAUGAAGACACACCAUCGGGAGCGUGAAAGAAGCGGUGGCAUCGGGGUGUUUACUAUCGGUGGCGAUCGGAUGGGCGACGAAGCGGACGAGGACGAGGAGAGUGAUAAAAAGACUUCCUGGCUUAGAGGCGAUUAUCACACAAACGUGUACUACGACAAUAAGCAACAGCAGCAGCGACAGGAGCAGCACUUUGACAAUUUGUAUCGAAAGCAUCGCAAUUCCUUCGAGCACAAAUACCGACGGCACGUGAACGACGCAAAUGGUGGAGGACUAGAGCAGCGUAAGAUGCACCGAGUGUCUGCCAGCUACAGCCAGCUGUCGAUACGGAUUACCGAAGCACUGACGAAUAAUCUUGGCCGGAUAGAGAUAACCUGUCUGGCGACGAUUCCAGCCCAUGUGGAACCGGGCGAGCAGUACGCAGACUACAAGACGUCACUCAUCAAACUGGACAUCGAGCAGAAUGAUUUGACGUCCCCGGAGCCAUCCACCGGUUCGUUGGCGCACGCCAAAUCGGACGCCGUGCAAACCUCGAACUUCCAGGCCAUCUCGGCGGGACUGUGCCGAAAUCUGCUCGGGAUCCAGUGCGGUCUGGUGGCGCUAGUCUAUCUCUACCAUCGGCGAGCGGCCACUACGUGGUUUUCCCGCCCCUCAUCGACCCGGUCGUAA
This is a messenger RNA of Sabethes cyaneus, 1611 nucleotides long. RefSeq lists its product as uncharacterized. The coding region runs from base 1 to 1611 and encodes 536 amino acids. NCBI's taxonomy places the organism in Eukaryota, Metazoa, Arthropoda, Insecta, Diptera, Culicidae. The transcript is spliced from 10 exons. The record is from RefSeq and is a predicted model, not a curated record.